UAAAUUUCCUGUCUUGAUCUCUCCAGUCCCCCUGCAGCCCAACCAACAUGUGUACCCAAAGAAAAGACAGCUUUCUCUGGGGAAAAGCCCCUUCUGACCCAGGUAUCAGUUCACAGGAGAAGAUGCAGACUGAGACUGUCAAAAUUCCUAAGAGUGAUCUUUUAGAUGAUAUUCAGAAGCUGCGACUGGAGAUAGAGAAUGUGAUGACAGAGAUCCAGACCAUGGAGUCAGAUGAGGAGAAUAAAAGCGCUUUGAGGACCAAGAGGUUCCUGUGCGGAAAAAAGAAAUUCAACAUGGACCCAAAGAAGGGCAUGCAGUACCUGGUUGACAAUGACCUUCUGGAGUGGACACCAGAAGCUGUGGCUGAGUUCCUUUAUAAGGAGGAGGGGCUAAACAAGACUGCCAUUGGAGAUUUUCUUGGCGAGAGGGAGGAGAUGCACCUGCAGAUACUGAAAGCCUUUUUGGAUCUGCAGGAGUUUUCUGACCUUAACCUGGUGCAGGCUUUACGGCAGUUUCUGUGGAGUUUUCGUCUCCCGGGUGAAGCCCAGAAGAUCGAUCGCAUGAUGGAGGCUUUUGCAAGUCGUUAUUGUAACUGUAAUCCAGACGUCUUCCAGUCCACAGACACGUGUUACAUUCUGUCUUUCUCCAUCAUCAUGCUGAACACAAGUCUGCACAACCCCAACGUGAAGGAGAAGAUGACACUGGAGCGCUUCAUCACUAUGAACAGAGGAAUAAACAGUGGAGGAGAUCUGUCCAAUGAACUGCUCACGAAACUUUAUGAGAGCAUUAAGAACGAACCCUUUAAAAUCCCAGAGGAUGAUGGGAACGAUGUCACUCACACGUUCUUUAAUCCGGACCGGGAGGGAUGGCUCCUCAAAGAGGGGGGCAGAGUGAAGACGUGGAAGAGAAGAUGGUUCAUUUUGACAGACAACUGUCUGUACUAUUUUCAGUACACCACAGAUAAGGAGCCCAAAGGGAUCAUUCCUCUGGAGAAUCUGAAUGUUAGAGCUGUUAAUGAUCAACAAAAACAGUUCUGUCUAGAGCUGUAUAACCCUCAAAGUAAGGGCCAGAAGAUUAAGGCGUGUAAGAUGGAGACCGAUGGACGAGUGGUAGAGGGAAAACACGAGAUUUACCGCAUCAGUGCUGCUUCUGAAGAGGAACGACAGGACUGGAUCCAGUCCAUCAGAGCAAGCAUCACCAAAGACUCUUUCUUUGAUCUGGUUUCAGUGCGCAGAAAAAGACUCAUGAACAACGCAGACCCUUCAUGUGAGUGA
Chanos chanos (milkfish) is the source of this 1274-nucleotide messenger RNA. RefSeq names its product cytohesin 4a (gene cyth4a). The coding region runs from base 48 to 1274 and encodes 408 amino acids. NCBI's taxonomy places the organism in Eukaryota, Metazoa, Chordata, Actinopteri, Gonorynchiformes, Chanidae. Gene Ontology annotation, biological process: regulation of ARF protein signal transduction. The transcript has 13 exons. Gene Ontology annotation, molecular function: guanyl-nucleotide exchange factor activity. The record is from RefSeq and is a predicted model, not a curated record.